Molecule: messenger RNA, 2525 nt
Organism: Austrofundulus limnaeus
Lineage: Eukaryota; Metazoa; Chordata; Actinopteri; Cyprinodontiformes; Rivulidae
Gene: med25
Product: mediator complex subunit 25
Biological process (GO): positive regulation of transcription by RNA polymerase II
Cellular component (GO): mediator complex; transcription regulator complex
Source: RefSeq, a predicted model, not a curated record
AUCAGCUGCCAUGGAGCCGCCCAGUAACCCUGGUUCCAGUCAGGUGGCUGAUGUGGUGUUUGUCAUCGAAGGCACAGCAAACCUCGGACCAUACUUUGAGUCUUUGAGGAAAAACUACAUACUUCCAGCCAUUGAAUUCUUCAAUGGAGGACCCCCAGCAGAGACAGAUUUUGGUGGAGAUUAUGGAGGGACGCAGUACGGCCUUGUGGUCUUCAACACCGUGGACUGUGCUCCUGAGUCUUACGUCCAGUGCCACGCCCCCACAAGCUCCGCCUUCGAGUUUGUUUCAUGGAUCGACAGCAUCCAGUUUAUGGGAGGCGGAGCAGAAAGCUGCAGUCUGAUUGCAGAGGGACUUUCUGUGGCUCUGCAGCUCUUUGACGACUUUAUAAAGAUGAGGGAACAAAUAGGUCAGACACACAAGGUGUGUGUGCUGCUGUGUAAUUCUCCUCCGUACCUGCUACCUGCAGUGGAGAGCGUCACCUACACCGGCCUCACUGCAGACAGCCUGGUCAAAUUCAUCAGAGACAGAGGAAUUCACUUCUCUGUCAUCGCUCCUCGGAAACUGCCCGCUCUGAGAGCUUUGUUUGAAAUGGGCUCUCCGGUGACGGGGGCGGUUGAACCACAUCCAGACUACAGCCAGGAUCCGUUCCACAUGGUUCUGGUCAGGGGCAUCUCUCUACCUGUUUCCACAGGUGGAGGGCCUGGACCACUCAAACCUGUCCUCCCACUUCAAGCGCUGCCUGGAAACCAGUCUGUUGCUGGACCCCCUCAAGUCACCCCGCCCAUUAACCCUGCCCACCCYUAUCAGAACACGCCGCCCAUGAGCGCUGCUUUUGUGGCUGCGCAGAUGGCUGUGGAGGCAGCCAAUAACCAGAAGAAUCGCUUCCCAGGAAUGGUCACUCCAGGUCAGCCGUUUUCAUCUCAGCCAGGCAUCCCUCCAGUCCAGAUGAAGCCCCCCCAGCCCAGCAUAUCAACGGUCACCACAGCAACACAGCCGCCAAUGAUGCAACAACCAGUUCCUCCCAAUCCUCAGCAGCCCGUCCCGCCCCCGGGACAACCCGCCUCCAAUCAGCCGACCCAACCACAGCCUCCACAGCCUGCACCAAAUCAGCCCACAGCACCUUCAGCGCCGUCGAACAUGGGUGGAGUUCCCGGACCUCCGGGCAACGCUAAUUUAAUCGCACAACCUCAACCAAACAAGGUGGUGGCGUGGACCGGCGUUCUGGAGUGGCAAGAGAAACCUAAAGCUUCAUCCAUGGAUUCAACCAAGCUAACGCGCUCUCUGCCAUGUCAAGUUCACGUCAACCAAGGAGAGAAUCUCAACACGGAGCAGUGGCCACAGAAGCUCAUCAUGCAGCUGAUUCCACAACAGUUACUGACGACUUUAGGGCACCUCUUCAGAAACUCCAGGAUGGUUCAGUUUCUCUUCACCAACAAAGACCCCGAUUCCCUCAGAGGUCUUUACCGCAUCAUGGCCAAUGGUUUUGCAGGCUGCGUCCACUUCCCCCACACGACUUCACCGUGUGAAGUGCGGGUGCUCAUGCUGCUCUACUCUUCCAAGAAGAAAAUAUUCAUGGGCCUCAUCCCCAACGACCAGAGCGGCUUCGUCAACGGCAUCCGGCAAGUGAUCACCAACCACAAGCAGGUCCAGCAGCACCGAGCGCAAAUGGGCGGAGGAGGUGGACCAAUGCAGCCCGGUCAAGUUCCCCCCAACCAGAACUUUCUGAACCGAGCUCCUGGUUCCAUUCCUGUUUCCCACGGUAGCGUCCAGCAGCAGUCUGUGGUGGUGGGCAUGCCCCCUGUUAGUCAGGUCUCUAUAAUGGAGGAGCAGCAGAGGCAGAACAACAUGAUGGCAAUGAGAGCGGCUGGACCAUCCAAUCAGCAGCCGGCGGUCAGCGUAGCUCCGCCCAACCAGGUGACUCAGAGUGGUCAGGCCCAGCCCCAGGGCUCCAUACUUCGCCUCCCGAACCCAGGAGCCAACCCGCAGCUUCGCAGCCUCCUGCUCAGUCAGCAGCAGCCGCAGAGUGCGGUGUCUCAUAUGCCAAACAUGAUGUCCCACCAAGGUUUAGGACCGCAGCUGGUCCACUCGACGCCAGGAGGCGGGCCUCAAAUGCAGGGCCAGUGGAGGCAGCCAAUGACAGGUCAGAUCCUGAUGUCUGGAGGUCAGAGAGGACCGGUCCCUCAGCCCGGGAUGCCCCAGGUCUCCGGGGUCAUAGAUGAUGAAAUCCUCUUGGACCUCAUAUGAUGGAGCGUGGAGGACUCUGGAACUUUUAACAAACACUUCCUGUUUGGACUCAGAGAUCUGCUGUUUUUUUUGUUUUCUUUAACACAAACAUUUAGUGUUUUUAGGAGACAAACUUUCUAUUGUUUUUUUUCUUUUCUUUAUAUAUUUGAACCAAACAGCAGCAGGUAUGGACUGAAGUUAUGAGCAUUCGUGGUAUUUUUUAUGCAAAUAGUCACAAACUGUGAGCACAUUUAUACUUUGUGCUGGAAACAGUCGAUUAAAUCACUUGAAAUGAAACUCA